This is a messenger RNA of Rhizopus microsporus ATCC 52813, 3954 nucleotides long. Its product is annotated as putative ABC transporter protein. Gene Ontology annotation, molecular function: ABC-type transporter activity; ATP hydrolysis activity; ATP binding. Gene Ontology annotation, biological process: transmembrane transport. Lineage: Eukaryota; Fungi; Mucoromycota; Mucoromycetes; Mucorales; Rhizopodaceae. Gene Ontology annotation, cellular component: membrane. The transcript is spliced from 3 exons. Bases 1 to 3954 code for a protein of 1317 amino acids. The record is from RefSeq and is a predicted model, not a curated record.
AUGACUGAAGCGCUUAGUACGUCGAGGUCUUCGUCGACUGUCCAAUCAACGGAAGAAAUUGUGGUCAAAUCAACUAGUAUAGAAAAACAAGAGGAUCACUUACUGCUUGAAGAAAUCGCUGCCGCCAAAAAUGUCAAAGUAGAAGAGGAGUCAACCGAUAAAACCAAGAAGGACAAAAAGGAAAAGAAAGAGAAGCAACCUGCAGUGCCGAUCUACAAACUGUUCCGUUUCGCCACAAAGCUCGAGGCAUUAAUGAUCUUAACCGCAUGCGUCUUUUCAGCAGGUAUUGGUGCAAUGCAACCUGUAUCUAUUAUUAUCUUUGGUAAAUUCAUGUCAACAAUUGGUAACAGCAUGGCAACUGGAGAUUUUGCACAUUUGGUCGAAGUCAGUCAUCCUCUCGUCUUGAUUUUUGUUUACAUGGGAACAGCUGUUCUUGCCUGUGCUUAUAUUGCCCAAUGCUUCUGGGUUUUAACUGGUGAAAAUCAAGUCCGACGAAUCCGAAACAUGUAUGUCCAUGCUAUUCUUCGCCAAGAUAUGUCGUGGUUUGACAAGGCCGAAGAAGGAUCUCUCACUACCCGUCUUGCUACUGAUACUCAAUUAAUUCAAGAUGGUAUCUCUGAAAAGUUUGGUAUCCUUAUCAUGUGUAUCGGUCAAUUCGUCGCUGGUUUCGUCACUGCCUUCGUCAAGGGUUGGCGCCUGGCUGUCGUCAUCUUGGCCACUCUCCCUCUUAUGGCAGGUUGUGGUGGUGCAAUGGGUCACUUCAUCACCAAGUAUACUCUCAAGGCUCAAGAUUCCUAUGCUGAUGCUGGCGCUGUUGCUGAACAGGUCUUUUCUGGCAUCCGUACUGUCUACUCUUUCUCCUUGCAAAAUCGCUUUGCCGAGCUUUACGCCAAGAAACUUGAAAAAGCAAUGAAAACUGGUAUCCAACGUGGUCAAAUCUUGGGUUUUGGUUUUGGAUCCUUUAUGUUUAUUCUGUUUUGUACCUACGGUCUUUCCUUCUGGUAUGGUUCCAAGUUAACGCGUGACCACAUGAUGGAGGGCUCCGAUGUCCUGGUCGUCUUCUUUGCAAUGAUUAUGGGCGCUAUGGCUUUACUUCAAUUACCUCAAAACUUGUCUGCUGUCUCUAGCGCAUGUGGUGCCGCUUACAAGAUUUACGCUACUAUCGAUCGUGUUCCAACCAUUGAUCCCGAUAACACUGAAGGUUUGAAGCCCGAAAAGUUCACUGCUGAAAUUGAAUUUAAGGAUGUCAUGUUCAAGUACCCUACUCGUCCUGAUAUCACCAUCUUGAAAAAGCUCAACCUCAAGAUUCGCCCCGGUAUGACCGUUGCCUUCGUUGGUCCCUCUGGUUCAGGCAAAUCAACCAGUGUCCAAUUGAUCCAGCGUUUCUACGACCCAAAUGAAGGACAAGUUCUCCUUGACGGACAUGAUCUUAAAGAAUACAAUGUUUCUUGGCUUCGUAGUCAAAUCGGUGUUGUCAGUCAAGAGCCUGUACUCUUCAACAUGACAAUCAAGCAAAACUUACUUAUGGGUGUUAGUCAUCAAGCAACUUCUGAAGAAAUCAUUGAAGCUUGCAAAAAGGCCAACUGUCACAGCUUUAUUUCUCAACUUCCUGAUGGUUAUGAAACCAUGGUCGGUGAACAUGGUGGUAUGCUUUCUGGUGGUCAAAAGCAACGUAUUGCCAUUGCUCGUGCUAUUCUCAAAAACCCCUCUAUUCUCUUACUUGAUGAGGCUACUUCUGCUUUAGAUACUCAAUCCGAACGUCUUGUUCAAGCUGCCUUGGAUGCUGCUUCUGCUGAUCGUACAACCAUCGUCAUUGCUCAUCGCCUUUCCACUAUCCGUAAUGCUGAUCUGAUUGUUGUCAUGCAACAAGGUGAUUUGAUUGAACAAGGCACUCAUAAUGAACUACUUGCUCUCGAUGGUGUUUAUGCUGAUUUGGUCAGAAAGCAAGAAAUUGCUACAAAGAAAGUCGGUGCUGAUGUUGAAGAACCUGAUGCUGAAGAAUUGCUUCAACGUGAACAAAUGGAAAUUGCCAGAGAAUUGAACAAUGAUGAAAAGCUCGACGAAAAGGAUACUACUAGUCAACUGGUCAAGAUCACAAGUCAUGCUUCCUCUGUUGAUGCCUUUGAAAUUAAGCUCCGUAAAGCCAAGGCCGAACGCAAAGCUGCCAAGAAACAAAGUAUUCCCAUGGGCAAAGUUUUGAAGCAGAUGCGUCCCGAAUGGCCACUCUUGGCAACUGGUGUCGUAGGUGCUGCUAUUGCUGGUGCUGUCUUCCCUCUAUUUGCUCUUAUUUUUGCUAGAGUCAUCGCCAUGUUGAUCGAUCCCUUCUCUGCUCCUCCUGGUCCUAUGAGUGGUACCAAUCUUUACGCAUUCUUGUUUAUUGUCCUUGGUAUCGGUGCAUUUAUUGGUUUCUCUUGUCAAGUCAUUUCCUUUGAAAUUGCUGGUGAACGCUAUACCAAACGUUUACGUGCUGAUAUCUUCCGUGCAUUCAUGAAGCAAGAAAUAGGUUUCUAUGAUCAGGAGGACAAUUCCCUUGGCGCUCUUACAUCCAAAUUGGCCAUUGAUUCUAAAAACGUAAACGAACUUGUUACCAAGACUUGGGGUGAUGUCACUCAAAUUAUUGUCACUGCUAUCACAGGCCUUGCUAUCGCCUUCUCUCAAACUUGGGCUUUAACUCUUGUCAUUCUUUGUAUGGCUCCUUUCGUCGGUGGUGCUACUUAUUAUGAAUCUACCAUUCAUCGUGGUUUCGAAGACAAGACCAAGAAAGCGAAUGAACAGAGUGGUGAAGUUGCCGGUGAAGCCAUUAAAGAAAUCCGUACUGUAUCCGCUCUUAACAAGCAAACUUAUUUCGAAAAGAAGUAUCAUCGUGCUACUGACCACCCUCAUUCUCUCGCUCAAAAAAAGGCUUACACAUCAGCCGUUGGUUAUGCACUUCAACAAGGCAUUAUUCUUUACACCAACGCAGUUGCCUUUUAUGCUGGUACCAACUUCAUUGCCAUGGGAAUGAUUGAUUUCCAAAGAAUGUUUACUUGUAUGAUGGCUAUUAUGAUCACUGCUCAAGGUGUCGGUCGUGGCUCUGUCUUCACAUCUACUCUGUCCAAGGCCAAGUUCUCUGCUAUUGCCGCCUUUGAAAUUCUUGAACGUGAACCCGAAAUUGAUCCUGAAUUGGAAGGCAUUGAGCCUAGCCACAGCCAAAUCAAGGGAGACAUUGACUUUGAAAACAUCACUUUCCGUUAUCCUGCUCGUCCUGAUACUGCUAUCUUUAAUGGUCAAUUCAACCUUCAUGGUAAAGCUGGUCAUACAAUUGCCUUGGUGGGCCCUUCUGGUUGUGGCAAGUCAACGACGAUCGGUAUGCUUCAACGUUGGUAUGAUCCUGCUUCUGGUACCGUUCGUUUGGAUGACAACAAUGUCAAGAACUACUCCUUGUACAAUCUCCGUAGCCAUAUGGCCCUUGUCGGUCAAGAACCCGUCUUGUUUGAUAUGACCAUUGGCGAGAAUAUUCGUUUUGGUGUUGAUGAAGGCACACAAGUGACUCAGGAACAAGUCGAAAACGCCUGUCGAGCUGCCAACAUUCAUAAAUUCAUCAGCAGUCUUCCCAAGGGCUAUGAUACACGUGUGGGCGAUAAGGGUUCUCAACUCUCUGGUGGUCAGAAACAACGUAUUGCUAUCGCUCGCGCCUUGAUUCGUAGACCCAAGGUCCUUCUCUUGGAUGAAGCUACCUCUGCUCUUGAUUCUGAAAGUGAAAAGUUGGUACAAGCUGCUAUUGACAAUAUUCUUGAAGAAGGUGGUCGUACGACUAUCACUAUCGCCCAUCGUCUAUCUACGAUUCAAAAUGCUGAUCUUAUUUGUGUUGUCAAGGAUGGUCGUGUGAUCGAACAAGGCACUCAUUGGGAUCUUCUCAAGUUGAAUGGUGUUUAUACUGAAUUGGUUCAUCAACAAUCUCUUAACGCUCACUAG